AUGAAGGAGGGUGAUGAAUGGAAGACAACCUUCAAGACCAAGUAUGGUCUGUAUGAAUUGCUUGUGAUGCCCUUUGGUUUGACUGGAGCACCCAGCACUUUCAUGAGGCUUAUGAAUGAAGUGCUAAGACCAUUUUUGGGGAAAUUCAUAGUUUUUUACCUAGAUGACAUACUCACUUACAAGAGGGGAAUAACAGAGCACCUAAGUCAUCUUCAACAAUUGUUUGAGGUAUUAAGAAAGCAGAGGUUAUAUGUAAAAUUAGAGAAAUGCAGUUUUCUUUUACCUGAGGUUAAUUUUUUAGGGUACAUAAUAGGUAAAACAGGAGUAAAAGUAGACCCAAGCAAAGUGCAAGCUAUUAAGGAUUGGCCUGUUCCUACUACACUGACACAAAUUAGAUCUUUCCAUGGAUUAGCUUCUUUCUACAGGAGAUUCAUUAAGAACUUCAGCACCAUCAUGACACCUAUCACUGAAUGCACAAAGAAGAGAAGGAGUGAAUGGAAUGCAGAGGCACAAAAAGCCUUUAACACUAUUAAGGACCUUAUGAGCAGAGCAUCCAUACUUAAGCUUCCUGAUUUCACAAAACCUUUUGAGUUGGACUGUGAUGCAUGUGGAACAGGGAUUGGGGCUGUGCUUGUGCAAGAGGGGAGACCCAUAGCUUAUUUUAGUGAGAAGCUGAACCAGAGUAGACUUAACUACUCCACCUAUGAUAAGGAAUUCUAUGCAAUCAUUAGAGCCCUUGAGCAUUGGUCCCACUAUCUAAGAAUUCAACCUUUUGUAUUACACACUGACCAUGAAUCUUUGAAGCAUAUUAACAGCCAACACAAAUUAAGAAAAGCAAAUGUGAUUGCUGAUGCUCUGAUCAGAAAGUAUAGCUUGCUUGGAAUAGUUGGAUCUAGAAUCAUAGGGGGUAAUAAGCUCUGCAUACCACAGUCACCCUUGAGGUUAUUGCUUGUGAAAGAGGUUCAUGAAGGGAGUAUGGGAGGGCAUUUUGGCAUCCAAAACACCCUUGAUAUACUGGCUAAACAUUUCUACUGGCCUAGGAUGCUAGGCACAAUGGGAAAACAUGUGUUGAGAUGUAAGACUUGCCUAAAGGCUAAGGUAACAUUCCAUAAGGGAGAGUACCUACCUUUACCUAUACCACAAAGACUUUGGGAGCAUAUUAGUAUGGAUUUCAUGAUGGCUUUACCUAAGACCAGGAGGGGUAAAGACUCAAUUAUGGUGGUUGUAGAUCGUUUUUCAAAAAUGGCACCCUUCAUUGCAUGUACAAAAGUUGAUGAUGCACAAGGAAUAGCUAGAUUGUAUUUUUCUGAAAUUGUUAGGCUCCAUGGCAUCCCUAAGACUAUAGUCUCUGACAGGGAUAGUAAAUUUUUGAGCUAUUUUUGGAAAAGUUUGUGGAAAAUGCUAGGCACCAAGUUAUUAUUUAGUACUGCAUAUCAUCCACAGAAUGAUGGCCAAACCGAGGUCACCAAUAGGACCUUGGGCACUCUUCUUAGGGUGUUGGUUAGCAAGAACUUAAAGGAUUGGGACAUGAAACUAUGCCAUUCUGAAUUUUCCUAUAACAACAACCCAAGUCAUGCAACUAAGCACACACCCUUUGAAUGCGUAUAUGGUGCCAACCCAUUGAUGCCUGCCUCUAUGAUUAACUUGCCUUGUUUGAAUGAAACUAAUGCAGAUGCAGCAGCCCAAAUACAGAACAUGGAGUCCUUGCACAAACAGAUUCAGGGGAACAUUGUAGAAGCUAGUAGGAAGUACAAACUACAAGCUGACAAGCAUAUCAAGUCCAAGCAACCUAUCAAGGAGGGUGACCUUGUCUGGGUCCAUAUCAGGAAAGAAAGGUUUCCUCAUUUAAGAAAGAACAAGCUCAUGGCAAGAGCUAUAGGAACAUUCAAGGUUCUGCAGCAGUAUGGUCCUAAUGCCUUCAAAGUUGAACUGCUAGACAAAUAUAACAUCUCCUCUACAUUCAACAUUGGAGAUCUCACAUUAUAUGAGCCUGAUUUAGAAUUGAGGACAAUUCUUCCCCAAGAGGGAGGAAUUGAUACAAAUGUGCCAAGUGUAUCAAGUGAUCAAGACCUUGCAAACAACCUACAAGUACAAGACAGUGUUUCUGACUUGUCAUCUACGCCAAUUGUACAUGAAGGGCGAAAUCAGGUCAAGGAUGCUUCCCAAAGAUUAAACAUGACCCCAAGAUAUUAUGUUGGGAACAAGGAAGCCAAGCCUACAACAAGAAACAACAACAUACACUUGGAAAUGGGAACAGUCAGCAAGACCCAGGCCACAGGACUUUCUGACGACCAACAGACCUUGCUGAGUCUCUUGAGUGCAAGCUCGACUCAUCUAGACCCUAAACAAGCUUGGGACGUCAUCCUUGCACAUGGACCAAGCCACCAAGGGCUUAUGAUUAGGAUAUUGUCGUUAAGAGGUAUUUCAGAAAGUUGUUUCUGUUUUCCUUCUUUGAAGUUGGCGGUGACUUCAUCAAAGGUAUACGGAGUAUCCUUUGAUCUUUGUAGGCUCAAAGAUUGUGGAGCAAUCAUUGAUUCUACAAGGAAACCGAACGUUGAUACAGACACUGACCAUCAUCAUCAGAAAACCAAGAAAGGAUUUCUUGGUUCUGUUUCUGCCUUAAUCAGCCUUGGUUUUGCAUCAGUUUUGCCUUUCAGCCUCAUCACUUGUUUUGUUUCGAGGCUUGCAUUCAAGGUUCGAAAUUUAAAAUGUAAUCUUAAGAACAGAGAUAAAAUUAAGGAUCAUAGCAAUGGUGAUGUUGCUGAAGAUUCUUAUCAUCGGAAGAUGUAA
Amaranthus tricolor (Joseph's coat) is the source of this 2790-nucleotide messenger RNA. RefSeq lists its product as uncharacterized. Bases 1 to 2790 code for a protein of 929 amino acids. The transcript is spliced from 10 exons. Gene Ontology annotation, biological process: DNA integration. Gene Ontology annotation, molecular function: nucleic acid binding. The record is from RefSeq and is a predicted model, not a curated record. NCBI's taxonomy places the organism in Eukaryota, Viridiplantae, Streptophyta, Magnoliopsida, Caryophyllales, Amaranthaceae.